AUCUUGGAAAAGGCGUAAUAUGCUCUCGGAUAUCUCGGCCCGUUCAUUCACCUGCCAACACGCUCGUCAGUGGCGUUCAUUCGAUUUGCAGUACCCAGUGGGAUCCUCCCCCGCUUCUUCCGGUCCGAUGUGGGGGAUCUUCGGAGGGGGCAUUAAGGAGUCGCCGGGAACUUCAUCCAAAUCAUCGGUUGAACUGCUGAACUCAGUUGCAACUACUCCCAAGGAUUCUUUCGCAACGGACUUUUACCUUCGUGAUUUGUUUUUUCCUUCCAGGUCCUAGAUUCUCCAUUUGGUUACGCCGCAUUCUCCUUUCCACAUCCAAUCCAUCAGCAGAUAGACUCCCGUGACUCGAGACUCCAACGUGGUGAGAGAGGAAACAUGACGGUGACAGAACACAUAAAAUCGGCCGUCCAGCUGGACAUCAUUGUUAUCGGCGCUGGCUUGAGUGGCUUGGCCACCGCAGUGGCAGCUGCACUAUCGGGGCACCGCGUGACGGUGUUCGAGUCCGCCAGAGAACUUCUUGAGGUCGGAGCGGGACUGCAAGUGACGCCGAACUCGACACGGAUCCUCCAGAAAUGGGGCCUACCCGACUGGAAAUCUGCAUCAGAGCCGACAGCCUUGGUUGUCCAUAGGUUCUCCGGAAAGGUCCUCGCCAGUGAGGAAAACUUUAAGGAGAAGAUCCGCGCGAAGUACCAAGCACCCUUCAUCGACCUGCACCGCGUUGACCUGCAGCUUUCACUCUACGAACGCGCCAAGGAGCUCGGGGUUCAGUUCCAGCUGGGCCAAAAAGUCGACAAUAUCAACUUCGACAUACCGGAGCUCACAACACAGUCCGGGGUUAAGGCUAGAGCAGACCUCAUCGUUGCCGCAGACGGACUGUGGUCACGUUCGCGUGCAUGCUUUCUGGGAAAGGAGGACCCCCCGCUGGCGACGGGAGACCUGGCGUACCGGGUAGUCCUCCAGAUCGAUGAUGUCACAGACCCUGAACUGAGAGAAUGGAUAUCGAAUCCCCAAGUACACUUCUGGAUUGGACCUGGAGCGCAUGGUGUUGGCUACUCGAUGAGAGCCGAGAAGAUGUACAAUCUCGUGCUGUUAGCGCCUGACGACUUGCCUGAUGGCGUGAGCCGCCAAGCGGGAGAUGUUGAGGAAACGAGAGUUCGAUUCAAAGAAUGGGAUCCCAUCGUGAGAAAGAUAAUCGGUGCCGUCGACAGCAUUGAGAAGUGGAAACUUAUGCACAGAGAGGAGAUGAGUUCUUGGGUAAACGACAAGUCCAAUCUAGUCUUUGUUGGGGAUGCAUGCCACCCAAUGCUACCAUAUCUCGCCCAAGGUGCCAACUCAGCUGUGGAAGACGGCGCUGUACUGGGCUUGUUGCUCGGCCACCUCACAUCCAAGUCACAGCUUCCGAAAGCUCUGAAGAUGUAUGAGAAAUUACGAAAAGCCAGAGGCGAAUCUAUUGUAAGAGAAACGUUCAAACAGCGCCACGACUUCCAUCUAUUUGAUGGCCCCGAACAGGAAGCCAGAGACCAGGUCUUUCUGUCUCAGCUAGGAAAAGAGCCCAAGGGAGCGUUCCCCAGUAGAUGGACUUGCCCCGAAGUUCAGCCAUGGCUCUAUGGCUAUGACGCAUACAUGGAGGUGGAAAAGGCUAUUAAGACUGACCCAUUCAGCAAGCCAAGCCUGUAAUGCUGGUAUAACGACACCAGAUAGUUAUCAAAGUUUAUAUAUCGUUAAUUCAAAUAUUCUGGAUGCAUCCUC
Molecule: messenger RNA, 1752 nt
Organism: Colletotrichum navitas
Lineage: Eukaryota; Fungi; Ascomycota; Sordariomycetes; Glomerellales; Glomerellaceae
Product: FAD binding domain-containing protein
Exons: 6
Coding region: 379-1680 (433 amino acids)
Molecular function (GO): FAD binding; monooxygenase activity
Source: RefSeq, a predicted model, not a curated record